AUGGCCAAUGGUGCGCGCGAUUGCAGCAGGCGUCGUCUCGUCUUGCGGCUCGUGCACUGCUCGGUGGCGCCGCCUGGCGCCUCAUGCCAUCACCUCGGCACAUCCUCGCGCCCCAGCUUGGGCAUCUCUGCGCGCCUUGCGUGGCUUGCCACGCUUGCGACCGCCUGUCGCGGAAGAAGGCUCCCCCUUCUUCCGGUCACCUUGGCUGGCAAGCCACUGCUCCCGAAUGAGGAGCUUCCCGCUAGUGGUGAUGGGCCCCGAGAGAGACUGUGGCUCAUCGUUGUCGAUGACCUCACCUGGCUUGAAUCUCGUGUCAAUCAGUUGCUAAAUGCUCCUAAGGCAUGUCCUGAUGUUGAAGUUUUAGGUGCCACAAGUGAUCAGCACCCAAGACAGUCCAAGAAACAUUUCUUCUAUCCAAAAGUUGGGGGCUGUCUUUACACCUAUAAUUGCGACUAUGACAUUGACACAGUGAAAAUUGUUUUCUUGGAGCCAACUCUGCUUACAAGCUGCAUUUGUCAGACAAGCUGUGCUUUCCAGUUAUCAUACACAAGCAUUGGUUUGUAUUCAUUGUUGAUGUGA
Miscanthus lutarioriparius is the source of this 579-nucleotide messenger RNA. Lineage: Eukaryota; Viridiplantae; Streptophyta; Magnoliopsida; Poales; Poaceae. The record is from the annotation of a GenBank genome assembly.